AGUCCACGCCGGCCGCAGGCUGACUCGUCGCGCGGUCCCCCAGUUUCCCGCGGCCGCCUCCCCCAGGCAUGGCCCAGGGCCUCUCCUCAUUAUGGCAGCAGCACGGCACAGCACGCUCGACUUCAUGCUCGGCGCCAAAGCUGACAGUGAGACCAUCCUAAAAGGCCUCCAGUCCAUCUUCCAGGAACAGGGGAUGACCGAGUCGGUGCAUACUUGGCAGGACCACGGCUAUUUAGCGACCUACAUAAACAAAAAUGGCAGCUUUGCCAAUCUGCGAAUUUAUCCACAUGGAUUGGUGUUGCUGGACCUUCAGAGUUACGACGGUGAUGCGGAAGGCAAAGAAGUUGACAGUCUUUUGAACAAAGUAGAAGAAAGAAUGAAAGAAUUGAGUCAGGACAGUAGCGGGCGGGUGAAGCGAUUACCACCCAUAGUUCGAGGAGGGGCCAUUGACAGGUACUGGCCCACUGCUGAUGGCCGCCUGGUUGAGUACGACAUAGAUGAAGUGGUGUAUGAUGAAGAUUCACCUUACCAGAACAUUAAAAUUCUGCACUCAAAGCAAUUUGGAAAUAUUCUCAUCCUGAGUGGGGAUGUUAAUCUGGCAGAGAGUGAUUUGGCGUAUACCCGGGCCAUCAUGGGCAGUGGCAAAGAAGAUUACACUGGCAAAGAUGUGCUGAUUCUGGGAGGCGGAGAUGGGGGCAUUUUAUGUGAAAUAGUCAAACUGAAACCAAAGAUGGUCACUAUGGUAGAGAUUGACCAAAUGGUGACUGAUGGAUGUAAAAAAUACAUAUGAAAAACAUGUAGUGAUGUCUUAGACAAUCUUAAAGGAGACUGCUAUCAGGUUCUAGUAGAGGACUGUAUUCCAGUACUGAAGAGGUAUGCCAAAAAAGGGAGGGAUUAUGUGAUUAAUGAUUUGACAACUUUUUCAAUCUCCACAUCUCCGGAAGAAGAUUCCACAUGGGAGUUUCUCAGACUGAUUCUUGACCUCUCCAUGAAAGUACUGAAACAGGAUGGGAAAUAUUUUACACAGGGGAACUGUGUCAAUUUGACAGAAGCCCUGUCACUCUAUGAAGAACAGCUCGGGCACCUGUAUUGUCCUGUAGAAUUCUCAAAGGAGAUCGUCUGUGUCCCUUCAUACUUGGAAUUGUGGGUAUUUUACACUGUUUGGAAGAAAACUAAACCUUGAAGAUGAAUAUCCCCUAAACAUGUGCGCUACAAAUAGCCUUCCUGACCUUUCUAUGCUGUAUGUGCCAUCAAAACGAGUCAGGCAAUUGAUUGUGAAUUCCUUCAAGUUUUCUUUUUUUAAUUAUUAUUUUUUAAUUUAAAAAAGCAAAUGGAAAAUGUAUAUUUUGAUGAACUAGGGUGUUAUUUUUUGAAAGUCAGCUGAAGGAUGAUUAGAUAGCAUAGCAAAGGCUGCUAAUUCACUGAACCUCUAGAAUGUGAUUUUUG
Molecule: messenger RNA, 1446 nt
Organism: Molossus molossus (Pallas's mastiff bat)
Lineage: Eukaryota; Metazoa; Chordata; Mammalia; Chiroptera; Molossidae
Gene: SMS
Product: spermine synthase
Biological process (GO): spermine biosynthetic process
Molecular function (GO): spermine synthase activity
Source: RefSeq, a predicted model, not a curated record